AUGGCCUUGAAUUGUCCAAGGGAAGUUCGGGCUCCGGAACGUAAGACUUCGCGCAGGUCAAGAUUUGGCUGUCGAAAUUGCAAGCUCAGGAAACUAAAGUGCGACGAAGCCAAGCCACAUUGCAAGAGAUGUCGGUCAUUCGGGGUAUUAUGCAACUUCGCGUCUAAUAUUCCCGACCUACAGCCCGUCGCUGCUGACACAGCGAGGCCAUUGGCAGUUCGACGGAAAGCGCAGCUUCAGCCCCCUGUCUGCACUGCUGUCUGGACAUGCGAUGAGUACACGAAAUAUCAACUGAAUGCAAAGUGUCAAGAUUUCAUUACGCGGUAUUUUGGAAAAAGUCUUCUUACGCCGGAUGAUCCUAAUAUGCUUCUCGUUAACCGCAAGCUCCUAAGGCUAGCCUUCACAUACCCUUUCUUAAUGCACGCUUCUCUAGCCGUGGCACUCACAUAUGACCGCCAUCUGAAUAGCUCAUUGCACAAUCGUCGCAGUCUAGAAGAGUGCUAUCACUGGUCUCAAAGUACAGCUCUCCUAAACAGGCGAUUAAGGGAACCGAUCCAAGCAAAAGAUAAAGAUCCAAUCUGGGGCACUGCGGCUGCUCUAGCUAUCUUGUCCUUCUCAACUCCCGAUGCGUACACACCACAGGACUCGUGGCCAUUAAAGUCCUACGGUAGCUCCGAUCUGGACUGGUUACGUAUGAGCAAGGGUAAAAAGGCACUGUGGAAUAUAGUGAACCCGCUACGACCGGACAGUCUUUUCAAUGUCAUGGCGGAGACCUAUGCUCAUAUGGAUUCACCUUUGCCAGAGAGUGGUAUAGAUGGUAUUCCAAGCGCCUUGGCUGCUAUUUGUCUUCUCGAAGAGUCAUCUACGGCAAAGAACAAUCCGUAUUUCGAUGCUGCCCACGCAGUGUCCCAUAUUUUGAACGUCCCAGAAAUUGGGGUCACAACAGGUGGAAGCCAAAUCUUCACUCGUACUAUCCAUGGUCAUUUCGAAGACCUUCUUCGAAAAAGAGAUCCUGUGGCGCUUCUGUUGCUGUAUCUAUGGUAUCGCAAAGUAGGUCGAAGUAUAUGGUGGGUUGAACUAAGAGCUAGAGUAGAGUGCCCUUCUAUUCGCUUGUACUUACAGCUAUAUCACAAAGAGAAUGUUGGGCUACAGGCAUUCCUUCCAGGAGGCGCACUCGAUGAUAAAUGGAAUUAA
Molecule: messenger RNA, 1194 nt
Organism: Penicillium pulvis
Lineage: Eukaryota; Fungi; Ascomycota; Eurotiomycetes; Eurotiales; Aspergillaceae
Product: Zn(II)2Cys6 transcription factor domain-containing protein
Exons: 3
Coding region: 1-1194 (397 amino acids)
Biological process (GO): regulation of transcription by RNA polymerase II
Molecular function (GO): DNA-binding transcription factor activity, RNA polymerase II-specific; zinc ion binding
Source: RefSeq, a predicted model, not a curated record